AUGAAAGGAGGAACGUUAAAGCUAACAAUUUUACUGUUCGGUUUGGGCCUGGUUUUGGCCGGUACGCGUCCAAUUUCCGAUUGCGGUGAACGGAUUGAGGACGAUGGCUAUCCGAUGGAGCGCCACGUGGUGACCACUAGUGACAGCUACAUUCUGACCAUGCACCGAAUCCCAUACUCACCCAAAACUGGUGAUUCAGAAAAUCGCCCAGUGGCCUUCCUCAUGCACGGAAUGCUGAGCUCUUCUUCCGAUUGGGUGCUUAUGGGUCCGGAGAGAUCCUUGGCUUAUAUGCUGGCUGAUGCUGGUUAUGAUGUGUGGAUGGGCAAUGCCCGAGGCAACACUUAUUCCAAGGCUCACAAGUUCUGGCCAACAUACUGGCAAAUCUUCUGGAAUUUCAGCUGGAAUGAGAUUGGAAUGUACGAUGUGCCGGCUAUGAUUGAUUAUGUUCUGGCGGAGACUGGUCAGCAGAAGGUGCAAUAUGUGGGUCACUCCCAGGGAACCACGGUCUAUUUGGUAAUGGUAUCCGAAAGACCCGAGUACAAUGACAAGAUCAAGUCCGCCCAUCUCCUCGGACCCGCCGCUUACAUGGGCAACAUGAAGAGCCCGAUGACCCGAGCCUUUGCACCCAUACUGGGUCAACCCAAUGCCAUCGUCGAGCUCUGUGGAUCCAUGGAGUUCAUGCCGAGCAACAAAUUCAAGCAGGAUAUGGGCAUUGAGAUGUGCCAGGCAACUUCACCCUAUGCUGAUAUGUGCGCCAAUGAGAUUUUCCUAAUUGGAGGCUACGAUUCCGAGCAAUUGGACUAUGCUCUGUUGGAACAUAUCAAAGCCACUUCUCCGGCGGGCGCCUCUGUAAACCAAAACCUUCACUUCUGCCAGGAAUACAACUCCGGCAAGUUCCGUAAAUUUGAUUACACUGUUCUGCGAAACCCCUAUGAGUACGGCAGCUACUUCCCUCCGGAUUACAAGCUAAAGAAUGCCAAGGCACCUGUUCUAUUGUACUAUGGAGCCAAUGACUGGAUGUGUGACGUGAGUGAUGUUCGCAAGUUGAGAGAUGAACUGCCCAACAUGGCUCUGGAUUAUCUGGUUCCCUUCGAGAAGUGGGCUCAUUUGGAUUUCAUUUGGGGCACUGAGGCUAGGAAAUACGUGUACGACGAGGUCUUAAAGCAGAUGAUAUCCUACGAAUAG
Drosophila eugracilis is the source of this 1185-nucleotide messenger RNA. RefSeq names its product lipase 3. The transcript has 3 exons. Gene Ontology annotation, biological process: lipid metabolic process. Bases 1 to 1185 code for a protein of 394 amino acids. NCBI's taxonomy places the organism in Eukaryota, Metazoa, Arthropoda, Insecta, Diptera, Drosophilidae. Gene Ontology annotation, molecular function: hydrolase activity, acting on ester bonds. The record is from RefSeq and is a predicted model, not a curated record.